Molecule: messenger RNA, 1923 nt
Organism: Leptosia nina
Lineage: Eukaryota; Metazoa; Arthropoda; Insecta; Lepidoptera; Pieridae
Source: the annotation of a GenBank genome assembly
AUGUGGGGUGCAGCCGUUUCGACUCCUCCGCAUUACCAUUACGUUCAAGGCCCCGCGGGGCCCGUGCCGCACCGCGGCCCGGCCGGUCCCAUACUGGCCGGACCGAACGUGAGGCACUUGAGGCCCCAGUCGUCUUACUCUUUGCCGCACGGAAGCAACGGCCCCGGUCGUUGGAGCUGGUCUGGUAGCAACUCGUCGUCGUUCGAUCGGAGACAGACGAAAGUGCCGCCGCAGCCUGCCAGGCCAGCCCCUAAUCGACCUUCGCAUAAUCGGCACGCCGCUAAUAAGGUCGACCCGGAGCUGAUCUUCACAAAACAAGAGAAGAUCGGCAAGGGUUCCUUCGGCGAGGUCUUCAAAGGGGUCGACAACAGGACCCAACAGGUGGUCGCUAUCAAAAUAAUCGACCUAGAGGAGGCCGAAGAUGAAAUCGAGGAUAUCCAGCAGGAGAUUAUGGUGCUGUCGCAGUGUGACAGCCCAUACGUCACCAAGUAUUAUGGAUCAUACUUGAAGGGAACAAAAUUAUGGAUAAUAAUGGAGUACCUGGGCGGUGGGAGCGCGCUGGACCUGAUGAAGGCCGGCAGCUUCGAAGAGAUGCACAUCGCUGUGAUCUUGCGCGAAGUGCUGCGAGGCCUGGACUAUCUGCACUCGGAGAGGAAGCUGCAUAGGGACAUCAAGGCCGCCAAUGUCCUGCUCAGCGAGAUGGGGGAUGUCAAAUUGGCGGAUUUUGGUGUCGCCGGCCAACUGACGAACACAACGAGCAAGCGGAACACAUUCGUCGGGACGCCGUUCUGGAUGGCCCCGGAGGUGAUAAAACAGUCCUGCUACGACAGCAAAGCGGACAUUUGGUCGCUCGGCAUCACCGCAAUAGAGCUCGCGAAGGGGGAACCCCCCAAUUCCGAACUCCACCCCAUGAGGGUACUUUUCCUAAUCCCCAAGAACAACCCUCCGCAGCUGACCGGCAGUUAUUCGAAGCCGUUCAAAGAGUUCGUCGAGGCGUGUCUCAAUAAGGACCCGGAAAAUAGACCCACAGCAAAGGAGCUACUGAAAUUCCAGUUUAUCAGAAAGGCAAAGAAGAAUUCAUAUCUCAUGGACCUUAUAGACAGGUAUAAGAAGUGGAAGUCGCAGAGGAGCGAGGAAAGUGAGACGGAGUCUGAGAAUUCUGACUCCGAGGACAUAAGCCGCGGCGAUAGCGAAGCGGACGAGCCUUGGAUAAUGACGGUGCGUGGCGCUGGCGGGGCGAGAGCUCUUCAUGCGCACGCGCUCGCACACGCACCCUUACAUGUGCCCGUCAAUGACGAGGACAAGCGGCGCAGUGUACACGAAGAACCCGUUAUUCCCUCGCCAACUUCGCCCGUGGCACCGAAACAGAAUGGAUCGUUGAGCGCUCGUGGGGACGAGUCCCCGCCAGACACCAAACCAGUGCUCAACAACAACACACAUGAGAAUAAUCAGACGUCGCGACAAACACCGAUCGUAUCAACGCCGGUGGAGCAUAAGAGCGCGAAGGAAAGAGAUAGAGAACGCGAGCGGGAUAGAGAAAGGGAGAGAGCGGAGCGAGAUAGAGAGGACAGAAAGGAAAGGAACGAGAGAGAGCACGCGACCAACAGAGAUAGCGGCGUCUAUAAUAAGCCUGCAUCACCGCUAGAUCACAGAGGGCCAAAUAACGAAGAGAACAAGGUGCGACGGCACGCGUAUCUGCAGCAGCUGAUCAACCCGCUACUGAAUGAGUUAUCCCGCAAACACGGUCCAUCGAGCGUUGCCGCCAUAGAGGAACUGCGACGCGCUUUCGAGGUCGCCGAGCGCAGCGCACCACAUCUCACACGAGCUUUUGUGCAGCAAGUAGUGCAGAGGGUCGCGACGCAGAGCCACGCCCCUGCGCCGGCGCACAACUCGCACCACUCGCACUGGAUGAGGGACACAUAA